Alexandromys fortis (reed vole) is the source of this 3375-nucleotide messenger RNA. It is a transcript of the gene CUNH17orf78, whose product is annotated as chromosome unknown C17orf78 homolog. The record is from RefSeq and is a predicted model, not a curated record. The transcript has 7 exons. NCBI's taxonomy places the organism in Eukaryota, Metazoa, Chordata, Mammalia, Rodentia, Cricetidae.
CAGGAAACAAGGCAAAAUAGUCAGGGUAGAAGCAGACAGUCAGAGUGAAACUUGGUUUCAGAACACUAGAAGCAACAAGAGGCAAAGCCUGUAAGGGGCUGGGACGGAGUAACAGUGGGCUGUAGGCAAGAAGUGCUCAUGAGGUCAGGUUGGCAUGGACACCAUCUUAGUCUUCAGUCUAAUCAUUGCAUCCUUUGAUUCCAACAAGAACGACCCCAGAGAGAGCAGCUGCCAAGUGGAACAGCUGCCCAGCUUCUUCCCAAAGGAUGUGAGAAGCCACAAGGAUUUGGUAAUAAGAGUUCUUCCAGAAAUUCACCCAGACAUCAAAGAGGCCCCGUUCAAUGAAAAUCAGACUAUAACUACCCUGCAGUGCCGUGGCUCUGGGAGGAGAGUGACAGUCCAUCUUGCAUAUUCAGAGAGAAGGCCAAAGGUCAAGUAUACGCUGAAGAACCUAGGAGUCUUUGCUGAUCUCCAUAGAAACAGCACGGCCUCCCCAAGCUGUCACCUCAGGCCCACUUCCCAGUUUCAGAAUGGAUAGCUUCUAACAGCUUUCUUACCAGGGAUCUCUCACUGCAAGGUCUACCCAGCAAAGAGUAGAUCUGCUUCAUCAGAGACGGUACCCAAUACUACCACCUCCACAACUCCUAGAAGAAAAGAAGAGAAAACUACAAGCACUGGGGGUUUUCCCAGCCCUUUAUCACAAGACACAGAUGUGUCCUUAAAGAAGAGGCAGAAAUGGAGUAUUGUCACCAAAGCUCUGAUUGCUGCUGCUCUGCUGCUUGGGGGAGUCAUCAUUAUAGUGUUUGUCAUCUUCGAAGUCCCAUGCCCAAGUCCAUGCCUCAGAGCCAGAAGGCGGUGCCAAUGGCAAUGGCUAUGGAGAAGGGAAAGAAAGGAAGACCAGCAACCUGGGACAACUGAGUCCCAGUAGGACUUGCAGCCUGAGAAGGGAAGUAUUCUCUGUAUAGUUGGACAAGAUGCUCCUAACUCUUCAGCCUCAACGACAACUACAGGCGUCACUAUAACCCACCAGACAUACUUCUGAGCUCGGCUUUGCCUCACUCUGAACGCCAGUGCUGUCUUCUGCGCCACCGUCUCCUUAUUGCAAAUCAUUACAGACUGAAGCCCUCACACUCGUAUCUUCACGGGGACUUUAUAAUCAAAUAUAUGCCAGGACAGUGAAGGAAGACCCUGGGCCAACAGAGCUACCCUCAUGCCCUGCACCUGACACAGACGUAAGCCUCUGUGAUUCACUUUGUACAUCCAUAAAAUGGGUUAUCUGUCCAUCGCAGCAAAUGAAGACAAAGCCCCUGCCUCCGAGUGUUGUGAAUGACCUUGUCUUCAGUGAAAGCCAAGACGCGGUCUCCAAAGAGCCGGAGCCGACAGCAUCCACAUCCCAGCUCCUCUGCUGCCCUCCCGGCUUUCUUCAUGCUCACUGGCUGUCAGCGAGCUGACACGGGCAUCUGCUCUCCCAGGCUUAUGAUUUAAUGACUUAGCCUCUGUCAGUAUACCUGAUAAAGAGAACCCAGCAUUAAGCAUCCCAAAAGCCCUUCUAAUAAGCCAUUCCUGAAGGGUUUCAGGACAGCAGAAUAUAGCAUUAAAAUCAGAUUGAAACAUUCAGGAUUCCUAAAGGAGGUCUGAUAUUAAGCCUUUUCUUUCCUGAUGCUGGGAUUUGGACCAAGGUCCUCACUCUGCAAGUGCUAUGCCACUGGGACAUAACUAAGCCCUUUUGUAAAGGUGACUUUUAUUUUGAAAGGUAGGUUCUCACCAGUUACCCAGAACCUGGAACUCUCUUAGUGGACCAAGAGCUUUCAACUCUCUUACUUCAGCCUCCCAGAGGAGCUGGCAAUACAACUGUGAACCACCAGGCCUGGCUAUGUCUUAUUUAAUUUUUUUUUUUUUGAGACUGGAUUUUAUGUGUGUAGCCCAGGCUGGCCUCCAACUUGCUGUGUAGCUGAGGAUCACCUUGAACUCCCAACUUUCCUGCCUCUACUUCCUGGCUAGGCACUAUUUUACCAAUGAGCGGCAUGUGGUUUUAAUUAAAGACCUGAGAACAAAAUGAUCCCACUCACAGGGACACGGCUACGAGUAGAGUCUGACCUGCUUAGACAGGAUUUCGGUGAGAAAGCAGAACUGGGGACUGGAGCAGCUGAUGCAGCGAACGGUGCUGUUCUGUGUUGUCCUGUGUUGUCCCGUGUUGUCCUGUGUUGUCCUGUGUUGUCCCGUGUUGUCCUGCUUCUUUCCCAAGAGCGUGAAACCGUUCCAACUGCUGAUGUUCCCCUCCUCCAUGUACACACUAUUCCUCAUAUACAUAUAUAUUACAUGUAGCCCAGGCUAGUGUUGAACUACGUACAUAUCCCAGGAUGACCUUCAGCUCAUGAUCCUCCUGUCUCCCACUUUUCAUGCACUGAAAUUACAGUAUGUGUCACCAGGCCUGGCAAGUGACUCUGUUUUCUUAGUUCUCUAGAAGAAACCGUUCCUUUCACGUCAAGUACUGUUCCCAACAGAAUUCUUGAAAGUGUACUAACUAAGCAGGGGACAAGCUGAGCCAGGAGGAAGGGACAGACACAAAACAAUGAUGAUGCAAAGUUUCCCGGAAGAGCUGGAGAACCUCUCAGAUUCCACAGAACACACUUUCAGCACACAGCAGACAGGGACAAAAGACUAUGUGUUGUGUUGGAUGUGUGAGUGGACCAUUUGCACCCUAGUAGUGACUCAAAACAUUGCCUCGAGUUUAUCCGGACACCUGCUAUUUUGCUUGGCCAUAUAUUUGAGCAAACAAACAAACAAAACACUGUUUUUUUUCCCCAGGUCUGGUAGGAAAGUUAUUAAAAAGAUUCUAUUUGCUCUUAGGAUUAACGCCAGCAUCCAUCUCACCCCUGCCCUCAUCCACAACAGAAUGUCCCACAACCCGAAAGCAUCGUGAGAUUUCCUAGAAGAUGAAAGCCAUGGCUAAGCCGGUGCUCAUCAGUUCUGCUCUUCGGCAAAAGUGAAAUUGGGUAACAUCUGUACUGAUUUUCUUCACAGAAACUGACACAAUCAAAAGUAUGUUUUCCCUGUCAAAAGAAUCUUCUGAGGAUUUCCCCACUCCCUCAUCGGUCAACAGCUUCGAAUUCCUUCCGCAGUGGAGAGAGGAUCGUGGAAACUAGGAGAUGAGAGAGCGAGAGCAGAGAAAAGGGGGCACUCGUGUGUGGACUUUGGGAUGUGGACUUCAGUCUGAAGAUUGCUCCAGAGUCAGACACAAAUGCUCGGGUCAUCACUCUGGGUGACACUCUUAGAAAACACUUCAGUGCAACUGCCAAUGAGUCUUCUGCCAAGUGCCAAGUCUCUGUUGCAAACUCUUUCUCAUUAAAAUAUAUUCUAUUUUUCUGACUACUA